AGCUAGCAAAACACGAGUUACCAUAUGAUUUAAUUGUGGCGUAUAACAGCAAAAGCGCGAGUGGGAAAGCAUCUGUAUUGCGUCUGGACUAAUCUGAUAUCAUCUGGGUAGAAGCUACAUUUCAAGAAUGGCCACAGAUCCGGAAGAUGUGGAUUUGGAGAUGUCAAUUGGGCCUCAGGGAGCUGGUGAUGCAAGUAAUCAGCAGGAGGAGCCUUCAAGCCCAUCAGCUGUGCCUACUGUGUCUGAAAAGGUGCCCACCGACCGCGUGGACGGCAAGAAGGCGCGCGUGCCGCGGCGCGUACUUCACUUCAGCGACGGCACGAUGGAGGAGUACAGCACCGACGAGGAGGACGAGCCGGACAAGCCACCGGACACGCUGACGCAGCUGCGCGCGGCGGACACGAAGUCGAUGGGCUGGAUGCCGUGGGCCUGGUACUGGUUCCGGUUCGCCGGCUACAGCACACUGAGCGGCGUGGACAGCGUGGGCGAGCGGUUGGCGUACAUGCUCGGCAUCACGUCGCCCAAGUACCAGUACGAGCUGGACGAGUACUACGAGAUGAAGAGGAAGGUCAGCGACGCCCUAGCCAGCCGUUGGCGUGGCUCUUUGGCUAUCUGGGGUUGUAUAGGAUGAAGUCAUGUCGCGUUCUUUGGUUUGCGUUAAAAGGA
Molecule: messenger RNA, 666 nt
Organism: Pollicipes pollicipes
Lineage: Eukaryota; Metazoa; Arthropoda; Thecostraca; Pollicipedomorpha; Pollicipedidae
Product: protein FAM177A1
Exons: 4
Coding region: 128-631 (167 amino acids)
Source: RefSeq, a predicted model, not a curated record